AUGGGCUGCGCGACGUCGAAGCCAAAAGUCUGCCAUAACUGCCAGGCCCCUUAUUCUCCGGUGCGUCGGAGCUACUCCGUCCAGGUGAACCACCACCACCACCACCACGUCGUUGCCCUGACGUCAUCCACUUUGGGCUCCCUCAAUCUCGAUCCCGGAGAUCCAUACAAUAAGCCCCGCGACGACCGUCCUCCGCCGAUCCAAAUUUCCGCCGGAGACGGAGAAUCCGACGCCGGCGGCGGCAGCGAGAGGAAAAUAACCCCCAAGGAAGAAUUCGAGAUGGGGAUGAUCGAGGCCAAGACUUGGUCCCUGAGGAUCAAUGACAGAAUCCCCAAAAUAACCCCCAAAACCCCAGUCCAAACCCCUCCCGGCGAACCCGAAACCAUCAACGCUUGGGAGAUGAUGGAGGGCCUUGAGGACAUAAGCCCACUUCGGCCCACGGCCCGACAUUUUCGAAGCUUCUCCUUCCACGUCCCGUCGUGCUCCGGUGAAGACCAACCAACCCCACGCGUGAGAGACAACCGCGACGACCUGCCAGAGACAAAACCCGAUUCGCCCAACCCGCCCGACACCGACUCGAAUUCAAAUUCGAACUCGAACUCGAACGACACAUCAAUCGUGUCGGAAUUCGACCCGGACGUGAUCGCCACUUUCCGAAAGGCCCUCGAAGAGCUUCCCCCUGCGAACCCUUUCCACCUCAAGCCGGCGGCGACGACAAAUAAGGUUACGCCAUGUGGCGAGAGGGUGAUCGUGUACUUCACGAGCUUGAGAGGCGUGAGGAAGACGUACGAGGAUUGUUGUCACGUGCGGGUCGUUUUGAAAGGUCUCGGGAUUCGAGUCGACGAGCGUGACGUGUCAUUGCACUCGGGUUUUAAGGAUGAAUUGAAGGAGUUGUUGUCGGGAGAAGGGCUCGUCGGAGGAGUCGGGUCAUUGCCGAGGGUUUUUAUCGGGAAGAGGUACAUUGGUGGGGCGGACGAAGUUCGGAGGUUGAAUGAGGAAGGGAAGCUCGAGAAGCUAGUCGAGGGUUGCGAUGUUGUGGAGGAUCGAGGGGAAGGGCAAAACGGUCUUUUCUGCGAGGCGUGUGGGGAUAUUAGGUUCGUCCCGUGCGAGACGUGUUCCGGGAGUUGUAAGGUAUACUACGAAGGGGAUUACGAGGAGGAAGGGGAGUUUGACGAGUGCGGUUUUCAUAGGUGUCCCGAUUGUAACGAGAACGGGCUGGUUCGGUGCCCGAUUUGCUUCGACUAA
Striga hermonthica is the source of this 1245-nucleotide messenger RNA. NCBI's taxonomy places the organism in Eukaryota, Viridiplantae, Streptophyta, Magnoliopsida, Lamiales, Orobanchaceae. The record is from the annotation of a GenBank genome assembly.